This is a messenger RNA of Emys orbicularis (European pond turtle), 1519 nucleotides long. RefSeq names its product heparan sulfate 2-O-sulfotransferase 1 (gene HS2ST1). Bases 74 to 1144 code for a protein of 356 amino acids. Gene Ontology annotation, cellular component: membrane. Gene Ontology annotation, molecular function: heparan sulfate 2-sulfotransferase activity. The record is from RefSeq and is a predicted model, not a curated record. The transcript has 7 exons. Lineage: Eukaryota; Metazoa; Chordata; Testudines; Emydidae.
CUCCCUUCGGCCUCUCCGGCCGGGCCCCACGUUAUGUCGUGAUCCCGGGCGGGCGGCGCUGCUGCUGCUGCUCAUGGGGCUGCUCAGGAUUAUGCUGCCGCCCAAGUUGCAGCUGCUGGCGGUGCUGACGUUCGGGGUGGCCGUGCUCUUCCUGGAGAACCAGAUCCAGAAGCUGGAGGAGUCCCGCGGCAAGCUCGAAAGAGCUAUUGCAAGACAUGAAGUCAGAGAAAUAGAACAACGUCAUACAAUAGAUGGUCCUCGACAAGAUGCAACUCUGGAUGAAGAUGAUGAUGUGGUGAUCAUUUACAACAGAGUACCUAAAACUGCAAGCACAUCCUUCACAAAUAUUGCCUAUGACCUUUGUGCAAAGAACAAAUAUCAUGUUCUGCAUAUCAAUACAACCAAAAAUAAUCCUGUUAUGUCACUGCAAGAUCAGGUGCGAUUUGUGAAGAAUGUAACUUCCUGGAAGGAAAUGAAACCAGGAUUUUAUCAUGGACAUAUAUCUUACUUGGAUUUUGCAAAAUUUGGUGUUAAAAAGAAACCAAUUUACAUUAAUGUCAUAAGAGAUCCUAUAGAACGACUAGUUUCUUAUUAUUACUUUUUGCGGUUUGGAGAUGAUUACAGACCAGGGCUACGAAGGCGAAAACAGGGGGAUAAAAAGACCUUUGAUGAAUGUGUAGCAGCUGGAGGCUCAGACUGUGCUCCAGAGAAACUUUGGCUUCAAAUUCCAUUCUUCUGUGGCCACAGCUCAGAAUGCUGGAAUGUGGGGAGCAGAUGGGCUUUGGAACAAGCCAAGUACAACCUGAUUAAUGAAUUCUUCCUAGUGGGAGUCACUGAAGAGCUUGAAGACUUUAUUAUGUUAUUGGAGGCAACUUUGCCCCGAUUCUUUAGGGGUGCUACAGAACUGUACCGGACAGGAAAAAAGUCUCAUCUUAGGAAAACAACAGAGAAAAAGCUCCCAACAAAAGAAACCAUUGCCAAGCUGCAGCAGUCGGAAAUUUGGAAAAUGGAGAAUGAGUUCUAUGAAUUUGCACUGGAGCAAUUUCAGUUUGUCAGAGCACAUGCAGUUCGGGAAAAAGAUGGAGAAUUGUAUAUUCUGACGCAAAACUUUUUCUAUGAAAAGAUUUACCCUAAGUCUAACUAAGAACAAGGUAUACUGUUAGAUUAAUGGACUAAACCUUUGGUCACUUUGUCAUCUUAGUUCUCAGCCCUGGAAAAUAGUUUGCUGGUAGACCUCUGAGGUAUUUCUCUCUAGAGCUGAGGAAAGUGGGCUGUGGAUCACACCAAAGGUGUUGGAUACUUGACUUAAGCUUCAGUUCUUUUAUCUAACUAAUAGUUUCAGUGGGAGUUACUACCCUUUCCCUGAAGAAACCUACAUUUUCCUUUACAGAUAUUAACUGCACAGAGGUUUUGGUUGAAAAUAUAAACAAAAAAUGCUUCUGUUUAUGCUGUUGUUGAUUCUCAGAGCAAUUUAUUUUCAUUUAAACUUCUGUAAACAAGAAAUCAAUUGUUUUCCCAG